Messenger RNA from Caenorhabditis auriculariae, 14500 nucleotides. NCBI's taxonomy places the organism in Eukaryota, Metazoa, Nematoda, Chromadorea, Rhabditida, Rhabditidae. The record is from the annotation of a GenBank genome assembly.
AUGAGCAGUGAACCAGUUGACUCAAACAGACAGAAAUUGUAAGCUUUUUUAUUUUAUUAAUAAGGGAAACAUCCCCAACUUGUAAGUUCAGAAAGACAAAGGAGAAAAGUAACAUGAAACAAUCGAUCAGAAAUUCAGAGAACCUGAAGAUAAGUAAAAAUCGAAAAAAGAAAGUAAGAAGCUUGAAGUUGAAAUAAUUACGAAGGGGAGUUCAGGAAGGAUCUCUGGAAACGGAACCGACGGUGGGACAAGAGCCGAGAAGUCAAGAAAGCGUUGGUUUUUCGAUGAAUUUCAUUCACCACGGCUUGAUACAGUCUGACCUGUCUGCGUUUUCUUUUCUCCCAACGGAGUGGUCAUAGAAAAAAGAAAAUGAACUCGCCAAGUGAAGAGAGCACAAAGAAAUCAGAAUAUUUUGAGCUGUGGCGUAUGAGGUAUAACGAGUUUUCUCAGUUCAAUUAACGACACAAAAAUUGAGAUUGGUCCAAGUCGAAACUAAAAGCAAAACUAACUGGUCACGGCCCAAGUUUCUUUCUAAGGAGUCGAGCCGAAAUGGUUUUACAGAGUUCCUCGUAUGCCUAACGUUUAAAAUCACAGACCUGCGAGGCUGUAUAGUAGUUUGGCUGCCUUUUUAUUGCAAAUCUUGAAGCUCAUAACCUUUUCUUAGACGUCUUCAGCAAUUUUUGAGCACAGAUUCUUCAUAUGCGUAAAAAACUGUCUCUAUUAUCGCGUUGAAAAAUCCCAAUUUAGCCAUGGUUAGUUCAAAAAAAGUUUUUCAGUAACUGUUCACUUAUGACUAUCCAAACGCCCAAAAAAAAAAGCGCUUUCGAAUCAACCAAAAAUUUAUUUUUGUUGAAGGUUGAAGGGAACCCAACUACACAGAUGUUGAAGACGAAGGUCUGGUUUUAUAGAUGACUUAUAAUUUGAAAAAAAAAAAGAUUUAGACUCAUUCACCGGUAAACCCACUCGUAUCGAAAAGACCACCUCCAAGAGGAUCGAGGGAAGAAGUUUCGACAGCACGGGAGAAAGUCCAGCUGAAAUCUAGAGAGGAGCCAUCGAAGCCGCUAUCUCCGAUGAUGGGAACACCCAAAAAUCUUUCAAAGGAACAAAUGCCGUCAGCGAAAAUGUCGACAGAAGUCUUCUCGGCAGGACUACCGCCUGUAGAAGAAGCUUCGACGGCGUCGACACUGGCGCCACUGGCGCCAGGAGCCUUGGAUCACUGCGCCGAGAAAGCUCGCAAGUUCGUCGACUGGGCUCUGCAAACGAGUUCGUUUUUUAAAUUUUUCGGAGUCGGAUGACUGAAAAUUGGACUCGAUUAGUGGGACUACUGAAUGUGACGAAUCGAUUUUUAAUCAAAAUAUAGAAAUGAAUCCAAAUGAACCUAAAAAAACCUCUUGAGAAAACUAUUUCAAAAAAAGAUAGAAUUUACAAAAUUAACAAGAAAAGUUUGUAUUCUGGAUUUCAUUUGAAAUAAUAUUUAGUUUGAUUUCAUUUGAAAUAAUAUUUAGUUUGAUUUCAUUUGAAAUAAUAUUUAGUUUGAAAAAAAUCCUUGUAUAUGUGAGAACCUUCAGAAACAUAUUUUUAAGCGUCAAUCGCCGAUGAAAAUUUUAAAAAGAAUUGAAAGAGAAAAAUUUGAUUUUUUUUUUCCUCGAGCUCUUUGCUGGAUAGUAUGUGUGGUCCUUUCAAAGGAUGAACUGAAAAAUCGCAGCUCCAAAAACAUACUUUCUUUUUGACCGCGGCCUGAGCAUGGUUUUGUAAAGACUUGGCUCGAACUUUUUAAGAUGCGGCUGGCGGCGGCCUCAGCAGACUUUUCGCCGGGAGUCUAGAAGGAUAUACGCCGCCUGCUGAACUGCAAGCGUCUGACGCCUUUAACUCUAUUACAAACAAAGCCAAGAAUCGUUACCCGGUAUUUUCAAAAAAAAUGUUUGCAUUUUUGAAACUUUUCCAUAGCAAGUGGUUUGCUUUGACCGUACCCGCGUCCGACUUCCAACCAAUGAGAAGUUUCCAUCAAACUACAUUCACGCCAACCACGUGAAAUUCAAAAAUUGCGAUCGAACUUUUAUCGCCACUCAAGUCAGUUUCUUUGAAUAAACUGGAAUUGUCUGAAUGAAGUUGCCUACUGCGGAAACUUGCGUCGAUUUUUGGCGGAUGGUGGUGAGUCAAGAAGUGAACACUAUAAUCGCUCUUUUCGACCCGAAUGGUGAGGCCGUAAGUCUGUUAGAAUCUACUCUACGUCAGCUUAUUUUUAAGGAUGUUCCGAUGAAAGCCACACCAGUGACGCCUCUCCAACCGAGCACUCCGAAGCCGUCUAAAUUUGGCUUGAUUUCCAGAUUUUUAAAGGGAAAAACCAAGAAAUCUGAGCAGCAAAAAGAGGCCGCCGACGUCAAUCCUUCUGUGAGUUGUUUUUUUCUUUCUUAUUUUUUCACCUGAUAUCAGAAGUUGCUGGCUACGCCUGGCUAUUGGCCACUGAAAAAGAACGAUUACAAAAACGACGGACCUUUCUUCAUCAACAACCGAAAGGUGGAACCGCCCAACAAGAGGUUUCCGGACGCCCCUACGAUUUAUACUAUUGAGGUGAACUAGCAGACUGUAGGUCAAAAAAACAAAUUUCAUUUUUUUUUUUCAAUAAUGUAGCCUUCAAUACGUUUCGAGGCGUAAGAAUGUCGGGUCAUAAAUUUUUUUAGUUACCAUAUUCCAUUCCAAUCUGCUUUCAAUUUUUUUUUUUCUAAGUCUUUAGGAUUAUCCGAUUAUUGACCCAAAAUCUACUUGAUAUCAGCCGGCGAAAAGUCGCUUUUCAGUCGUCUCCGAAUUCCGCUAUGAAAUGCUGUUAGAAAAAAAAAAACGCAAAAGAAAAGAAUAUUUUCACCACGAUUGCAAAAAUAAAUUGUCGAAAAAAAUUUUUUCUGACGAUUUGGGCACUCCUAUGACGACCUUUUUCAGAUUGUGGAAGAAAGUUGCGCGGAUGCCACAUUUGUCAAACUGUUUAACUACACUGGGUGGAGUAAGAAAAAAAUCUCGGAGAGCACGCCUGGCUUGGUCAGACUCAUCCAGCAGAUGGUCAAGGUCGGCCGACUUCUUCUUAUUUUAUUCUCUCUAGCAUCUCUCAGACCGAUCCACUGCAAAAAGGAAGAAUAAUUGUGCAGUGUGACGAUGGCAUCAACCGAAGCUCCGUCUUCAUUUUGAGCUUCCUCAUCAUGAACCGUAUUUACAAAAGUUUGGAUGUUGACGUAGCUCACCUCCAGCAAAACAGAUUAUGCCUCUUCUUUUGGCAGGUUAUCGAAGUUUGCCGCGAAAUGAGAAAUCAACGGGCGUCAAGUCUACAAUACCGAUUCCAUUUUCUUCACAUGAUCUACACAGUACUAUACUACAUCAAGGCAUUUUUAGGCAAUCUCGUUGAUUCAACCGUUGUUUUCAGGAGUGCGGUGUGUAUAACGAAGUACAAAUUCGUGACCUCAUGAGUAACUUGGAGAAAGUAAAUUUUGAACCUGCAUAAAGUUUACCUCUUUGAAGUUUCAAAAAAACAACUUGAACUUUUUUUAACUUUAUUAAUUUUACUAUGAUUUGGACUAUUGAAAAAAAAAAAGCUCUGAAAAAAAGAAGUUUUCAGGAGUUAAUGAUGUUACAAAGCACAGAGAAACAAGCGAUACGAGCAGAAAAAAACCGCCCAAAAGAUAACUCUACUUCUAAUUAUUUACUUCUUUUUUUGAUGAACGAAAUAAAUAAUUUUUAAAUUUUUUUGUUCUUAUGUUGAGUUUUUUUUUUUGCAAAAAAACGCAUGCUUUUGUCUGCUAGCAGUGAGCAAACUUCUUUUCUUGUUUCAAUUUUUUCCAAUUUCUGACUGUGCGAAAAGAAAUGAGUGACCUUCUCACAAAGGUAACUUCUUCAGGAUCUUGGAUUCAAGAUCCUAAUUCCGUGUUCAAAGUAAUUUCAGCGAAAUACAAAAUGAACUCCGACUCUCUAAAAUUUAGUUAUACACUUUGAACACGGCAUGAAAGACCUCGUUGGAAUUCUCUUAUAUAUUUAUUUAAUUCCCGGGUAUGGUGUUGUAGUUUGUCACGUGUAUGCAGUGGUCCGCAAAUGAGCGUGUGUGUAAGAUUUUUUUAUUUUAAAAAUUUUAUCUUCUUUUCCCCCACCCAACAUAAUUGCCGAUAUCGCAGCGGGCCGCACGCGAUAUAGCCAAGGCUUCUCGCUGCGAUCUCGUCAAAGUGUCGCUGCGACCUCGUCAAAGUCUCGCUGCCAUAUCGCUCCCUCUCAAAAAUAUGAAAUUUGAAAAAAACAUUUUUUUGCUUUAUUUUUUUGACUUUUUAUGAUGAAAUCAAUCAAAUUCAAGAAAAAAACAUUUUUUUGAAAAAAACAUUUUUUUCAGAGAGCAAUAUAGCGCAAGACGUUUGCGAGGUCGCAGCGAGAGACGAGCGAUAUCGCUCGCGGCUCCCCCGCGGUAUAGCGUUACUCUCGCUGCGAUAUAGUCCACAAAAUUGGGUGCCUGCGCUUCAUUUCUUGUUAUUCGUUUUUUUUCAUGACGAUAAGUUCGCUUUUUAUGUGGAUUUCUUCUACUAAAUUUUCUCAAUUCUCGUUUUUGUCUCUUUAUCCAGACAGAAUAAAAAAUAAUUUCAGACAACGAUAUGGCAGGUUACGCUUUGAAGCGGCUUAUGACUGAAUAUAAAGGUUAGAAUUUUUAUCUUGAAUUAUUUCCUUUUUUCUGAAAUAGUGUAAGGGGAGCGCGUGGUUCUUAUAGCGGUUCAAGACCUCUCUUAAGAGCGAAUUUCUAACAUCUUUGAAGUUGAUAAGGUAUUAAAACGGUAUGAAAUCAAAAAAUUAAGUAUUGAAUUUUUUUCCAAAUAACGUAAAAUUUCAAUACCCUCUCGAAUUUUAGAGCUUACUACUCGACCUCCGGAAGGCAUUAUCGCGGCGCCAAUCGAUGAAGACAACUUCUUCGAGUGGGAAUGUUUGAUAACGGGUCCGGAAGACACUUGCUUUGCCAAUGGAGUGUUUCCAGCUCGCAUAUCCUUCCCACAAGAUUAUCCACUCAGCCCACCAAAGAUGAGGUUUUUUUUUUGCGACGUCAUCCAAGUUUCAAUGAAAUAAACGAUUCCUAAGAUUCACUUGCGAUCUGUUUCACCCGAAUAUUUAUAACGAUGGCCGCGUUUGCAUAUCCAUUCUUCACGCUCCUGGAGAUGAUCCGACAGGUUACGAGUCCUCUUCUGAAAGGUUUGUUCAUUGGCUUUGUUCCCAUUGUUUUUCUCUUUCAGGUGGAGUCCAGUUCAGUCGAUUGAAAAGAUUCUACUGAGUGUAGUGAGCAUGUUAGCGGGUAGGUGAUCCUAUUAAUUUAAUAUAAUUCUCAAUGAUUUGAAGAACCAAAUGACGAAUCUCCAGCAAAUGUGAAUGCAGCAAAGAUGUGGCGAGAAGAUCGGACUCAAUUCGAGAAAAUUGCUGACGCUUUAGUUCGAAAAAAACACUUUGCCUCCCAGCUUCCGACGUCUGAGAAAAAAAGCCAAAAAAAUCAACAUAUAUAUAUAUAUUUAUAUUUACAUUCCUCCAGCCUGUAUUAUUAUUUCUGUCUGAUAUUUAUGACUUUAUCUUAAAUAAAUUCUAAAAUGAACUGUUUCCAAUGACCAACCGGGAUAAAAUCCUCAUAAACAUUGCAGAAGCGUGAUUUUUUUACGAAAAAAAUUUCAUAAUAUCUAACGGAGCAUUCUCAAAUGCCUUAAUGCCGCUUAUAAAUCGCAAUAUUUUCUGAAAUCAUUCGAAAGAACUUGAAAGUCCUUUACCAGCCCAUGCAAGUUCUUUCAGAGCUUUCAGUUACUUUGAGUAGAAUCCUUUUGCGUUUUAAAUAUAUAAAUAAGUUUUCUGAUAGAGAAUAAAUUUAAUAACUGUUAAAAAUCGCUCGGAUUGUAACGCGAAACGGACGUGUUUCGGACUUUUCUGGGCGAUUCUAUAGUCUAUUCCGCGCCAGCUUGUUACGUUUUUCUUUCCGCCAAAAAAGACCGUAUACCAAAUUAGAUCAAAUUUCUGCGUUUAUAACGGAAAGAAACAAAGGUUUUGAAGCGAAGAUUGGUCAAAUUUGACCUGGCCUUUUGGCGGAAAGAAAAACGUGAGAAGCUGCCGCGAAAUGGCCUAUAGGGAUCAUUUAAGAGUGCUGACGCUACCAAAGUUUUCACUAGAAAUGCCCUGACACGUCCGAUUCGCGUCCAUGUUGCGUUACCAAUGUCCGAGAUAUAUAUACUAUAUAUUUAUAUAGUUUGUUUCAUUGAAUUUGAAUACGAAAAAAAUAAGAAAAAAAGUAUAAGUUUUUGCUAGGGAAAAAAACUGCUCCGUCGCACGACGUUCGUAAAUGAGUCUCACAACGAAACCUGCCUCUUCCCCAGCAGUCCUAAAAAUCCGUUUUGUAUUUUUAUUUUAUUUUAUUGUAUUUUUUUCUGUUAAAGUUCGUUUAUUUCGUUAGAUAUUGGAUGGAAUAUGUUUAUUAUAUCAUCUAUUGCCGAAAUUGUGUAACUUCUAUUUCCGAAAAAAAUUUUUUUAGGGAUUUUUUAAAAUAAUUACAAUUUUUUUCUCCAACUUUCAUUUUUUUUUCCUUUUUAUUGUUUCUGAUGUUUCAUUUUUUUAGUGUGUGAUAAUAUCUUUAAUUAUCGUCCGGUGAAUAGUUAGAUUUUUUUUUUAGAUUCAUAAUUGUCAAAUAUUUAAUAAUUCAGCCCGGUUUAUGGGUCUCUAUUUCAUUACGUACACAUUCUGUUUUAAAAUUCUUUAAUUAUGCUUGAAAAAUACAGGUUUUUUUUAAGGUAAAAUGGCUCCUCCGAAGCAGGACAGAAAAUCGCGAAGCACCAUCAACGAGGUUGUUACGCGCGAGUUCACCAUCCACCUUCACGCCAAAAUCAAGGGAAUGUGAGUUUUUUUUGCAUUUCGCAUUUUGCUCCAAGAAGUUUGUAAUUCCAGUUCACUUAUCCUUUGUAGAUGCCGUGUUCUAAGUUAUUUUUCCAAAUAUUGAAACUGUGUCUAACUACUCCAAAUUUAGUUAUAUUUUUCACUCUGACAGCUGUUUAAUUUCGCGGAAUAGCUUUGAACACGACAGUACCUCUUUGGACACGUAUACCAAUAACUCGGGCAAAACUGAAAAGCUCCCCAAAAGCUUUUCUCAAAAAAAGACCUUGAAAGGGUCCACAGCAGAUCUUUUUUACAUCAUUUCAAUUCUUUUUUGCAUCUUUUUCACAUCCUCUGACAAAAAGGAUGCUGGAAAGCAACUAAAAAGAUCCGAGAGGAUUCAAAAAGGAUCCUCUGAGGCUAUGAAAAAGGUACUCAAAAGCUUUUUUACAUCAUUUUAGGAGCUUUUAGAGGAAGCUUUUUAUCUCCCUCUCAGGAUCCUUUAAGGAUCUUCAAAGGAAUUUUUCAGUUUUACCUAUGAAUUGAUAUUUACUUCUCCAACCCAUGCUUUCAAGCGAAUAUAUGUCGAGGUAACUAUAGUAGUUAAAUCUCGAUGAGUACACAAGUUUAGUUCUGUACUUUGAAAACGUUCUGAAAAAAUUAAUACGAUCGAUUUAUGAAGUGCGCGCCAUAAAUUGCUUUUUUCUCGUCAAUCGGAAAGAAAUUUCAUAGCUCUUUUUUGUUUAAGUCAACUUGUAAAAAGAAAAUGAAGGCUAAUGUUUUUUAAAUUGUCGACUUUCAUUUUGAAGUACAAUAUAUUCGAUGUCUUGAUGAUUUUUGAGGAAAGCUUUUUUUCAUAUCUUUAGUCGAUUUUCAUUUCUGAAUGAAUAACAUUAAUGAAUACGUUUUUUAAAGCGCUCGUUUUUUUUUUUCCAAAGCUGCAAAGGUUGAGUUUUUUUGCACUUUACGUUCGUAGAGAGAAAAAUAUUUUUUUCUAGCUAAAAAAAGAAAAAGAUCUCAAAGGUUUUUUUCCAACUGAAUUUUUUUAAAAAAAUAAAUAGAGCGCAUUUCACCCUAUUGCGACCGGACGGUUUGAAAAUUUUUUUCAUUUCUCAGGCACUGGUGCGCGCACGCGGGGGUUCUGAUUCUUUUUGGUCUUUUCCAUUAAAAAUACAGUUUUUGAAAUAUUUUUUUAUAUUUUUUUGUAAUACUAGCCAGUGCUCCUGCUCACGUUUAAAAGUUGCUCCGAGUACUUUCGAACAAAUUUAUGAAAAAGUAUACUCAAUUGAAAUUUUGGUAUUUCAAAUUUUUGUGCGUUCUAAUUGUUGUAAAUUGGAGCAGAGAGAAGAACAGACAUAAAAAUGAUUUAAUUUAUAACUUUUAAUCAGUUAAAAAGCUUUAAAAAAUCAAAGAGACACCCCGCGCCUGCGCGCAGCAGGCGGUGCGCACGCGCACUUUCGCAGGCAACAAACACGCGCCGUCAGUGCCUGAGAUUAUAAGCCAUCAAUACCUCAUGAAUUUUUUUUUUUCCUGAUAAAAUUCUUUCAACCCAAAAAUAUUAGGAAGCUUAAAAAUAAUAAUAUUUAUUUCAUUCAUCAGGGCGGGGCGCCCCGUCAGCAGCACGCCGUGUUCUUUCAGGCAAAAUAUUGUAUUUCUCACACACAAGUACUAAAAUUUACGAAGUAGGUGCAGGGAAAAUUUUUUCAAAGUAGUUUCCGCGAAAUGCAAAAUAAUCUCUAACUCUCUGAAAUUUAGCUAUUUUUUUCUUUGUCCUAUGCCGUGUUCAAAAUAAUUUCGGCGAUUUCAAAUCAGACGCGUUAUUUGUUUAAAAUGAUUUCGGGAAGUAAGCAUAAAUGGUAUUCCCGGGAGGCGCAGAAGAUUUUGGUAUUUCCCGGAAGGCGUAGAUGUAGGAAAACAUUUUUCAAAGUAAUUUACGCUAAAUGCAAACCUAUCUCUGACUCUCCGAAGUUCAGUUGUCUUCUACUUUCUCUGGCUGUUAUUUUAGAUUCUGCGGAAUCAGUUUGAACACAGAAUAAAAAAUGCUCAAGUAAUUCCAAAAUUUUGAGUUCGCGCGCAGAAGUUACAGUAAAAAAUGCAUAUUUUGUGAUAUUUCGUUGCAUUUUUUGUGUCCUUUUCGGGAAUAUCAUUUCGGCCUGUUUCCCGAAAUCAUUUUUAACGAAUAACGCGUCUGUUUUGAAAUCGCCGAAAUUACUUUGAACACGGCAUAACGACUGUUUUGCAUUUCGUGGAAUCAAUUGAACACGGUAUAAAAUAAAUUGAAAACUUUUUCAUUCAUGCUCAAUUUCGAGUGAAUUUUUUUCAGUGGUGCCAAGAAACGUGCUCCAAGAGCCAUCGCAGCCAUCAGAAAGUUCGCCAAGGCCCAGAUGAACACCGAUGAUGUUCGCGUUGACACCAAGCUGAACAAAUACAUCUGGUCCAAGGGAAUCAAGUGAGUCGAAGUUAAUUUUUUUAAAGUAAGGUGUAUUCCGAUUCGUCUUAAAAAGUGAAUUUUGUAAGGAAAAGACUGCUACAACUUUUAGUGUAACCUUCCUGUUGACCAAGUUUUUUUUAACCUCGAACGUAGGAAAGAGUAGCACCAUACCUUAUUUAUUCUGAAAAAAUCUAAAUUUCGCGGAAUUAAAAUAUUUUUACAGGAACGUUCCUGUGCGAGUUCGCGUUCGCCUGUCUCGCCGCCGCAAUGAAGAUGAGGACUCUGUUCACAAGCUUUACACCCUGUGCACAUAUGUUCCUUGCACUUCCUACAAAGGCCUCACGAAUGUCAACGUUGACAGUGAAGAGUAAUUUUUGUUAUAAAUAAAUUGUUAUGUUUUUUGAAGUCUACCAGCAUUACAUGUUGUCAAGGUCCUUAUGUAUGUUAAAAUGUCUUCGAAGAGUUCUUUCGAUAUUUCUCAAAAAACCUGUAACAUUGCAGAUUUUGUUAUUUCAACGUUUAUAAGAGAAGAUAGAAAUAUUUUUACUCUUUAUUUCAGAAGUUGAGAUUACCUCAAAGUUGUUUCGCGGAUGUCUUAGUCGAGGUUUCUUUCGCUAUCUUUUAUUGAAUCGUAUUUUACUUUGUACAGAUGAGAUUAUAUUUGGCCAAUGAUGGUCUUAUUUUACAAGAAGGCUGUAGGGCAGUGAAAUGUCAUCGGUCUAGUGGAACAUUCUCCAAAUUUGAGGGAGAUGUCGACGGUAACGUACGAGCUUUUUUAUUAGUACUGAUUGGAUCAGGUCUUCAUCAAAUAGCUUCUUAUUGUGGGGAAGUGAAAUGUCUGAUCGGAAUCUUGCAAAUUGGCGCUGAUAAAGUUCUCUUCUUCGUUCUCGAAAGUUCAACAGCUGCGUUUUUUCACGACUCGAGGCUGAAAGUUUGCAAUUAAUAGUUCAAUGUUUUCCCGAAUUUUUCAAGGAGAAAUGUCCGAUUGAACGUGUAGACCGGGUGAUUGGGAUUGGGCUCAACAGUACCGAUGUGAACUCGGUCAAGUCGCAGCUGAGGCCGACGGCGAACAAGUUGAAGCACAAUACGGAGAAGUUCUUCAGGUUCCUCCAAGACAAGAUUGGAAGUUCGUUUUGCAUCCAUUUCUUCUGAGCUUAAAACGAUUUAUCUGUACAGCCAACGAUCCUGGAAUCCUGUCUGAUGUUCUGCGACUGUUCAAUGACUCCAAGGACUUUUACUUUUGCCCAAAAAGGGACAUAACUCUAUCGGCCCAAAGGUUUUUUUCUUUUUGAUUGCUUCUUUGAGAUUAUCUGGCGAAUUCGAAGAUAUUUCACUGCUUCAUCGACCACGGAAGAUUCCUUUUUCUGGAAUCGUUACAUGGUCGAAGGAUUAUUUGAUGAUAUCGAAGAUAAUAAAAAAUGGUUCGAAAAAAGUUUUCCUCUCAAGCGAUAACUUUCUUUCUAACUCCAGGGCGUGUCCUCUGAUACAAGGAUUCGUUGCAACGGCCAAUUUGGAUAUUGUUGAUCAGGUAUUGUUAGUUAAAACUUCUUUGCUGGGGUUUUUGAAAGAGAUAAAAAGGUUUUUUUUCGAAAAGAGCUUUUUCAGUGAUUUUCACGGUCCUUAAAGACUUUCGCAUCUUCAAAACUUCAACAAGGUUUUCAACAAAAUAUCAUUUCUAAUCCUAUAAAAAAAAAGAAACAAUAUUUUUCUCGUUCAGAUUGGAUAGCAUUUAUAAAGAAAAAUCGAAAUCGUAGGAAAAAAAAAAAUGAUUAAGGUGAACACAUCUUUGACGAUAACGAUCAUAUCACGACGCUCUACCCACCGGUCCGGAACUCGUUAUCUCCGGAGGUGGCUUUUUGAUAAAUUGUAAAAUAUAUUCUUCUUUGAUUUAGAGGAAUCGAUGAAAAAAAGCUUUUCGUUGCCAAUUUCGUUGAGACCGAGGUCUUGCUCAACAUUUUUCGACCAUGAGCUCUCUUUUUGUGCAGGUUAAUUAGAAUUUCAAUAUAAUCGUUGUUUUUCUUCAUGAACAAAAAAACAUGAGUGAUACUAAAAAAAAUGUUCUAUUAUUGGGAUGAGCAACCUCCGUUAGAUCCGUAUCAAUUUUUUUCAUGAUUUAUUGGCGGAAAUUGUGAGGAUAUAUACUAUUAAAAGGAUAUAUACGGUCAAGACAUUUUAUUUUAGUUUAGAUCACUGUUUCUUCGUCACGAAACACAAUUUUUGUGGAAAGGUAUCAUUAUAUUAGAAGAGACUGCAAUUGUGAGCAGAAGUUUUUCAAGUUAUUGAAAUGUAUAUAAUAUUAAGACAAUAAGUGUGAUUCAGACGAUUAAAAUUUGAGAUUCUGUUUCACCAGAUCCGAGGGUCGGCGCCGAUGUUCUGGUCACAGCGAGGCAUGCGAUAUCGCCCGCCGUUAAGCCUGGAUCGCUCUGUCGAGCAGACCCAGCCAUUCUUCGAGCAACACUUUGGCCAGCUUUUCAAGCACUACGGAACUCCUAUCGCCGCCAUCAACCUUGUCAACCAACAAGGACGGGAACUUCAGCUUGCUCAGCGCUUUUUGGAGGUAACAAGUUGAGAAAAUUCAUCACUUUCACAGUCGUUAAAAGUUAUAAAGUGAACAUUUUUCGCAGCAAACUUUAACAAAAAUGUUUCUUCUUCCAGCAUGUCAUCAAAUUUAAUCAACCAGAUUUGACUUACGUUUCGUUUGAUUUGCACCAACACUGCCGGGGGCUCAAUUUCACCAAGGUUUUUUUUCCGGAGCAAUUUUCUAAAAAAAAAAUCGAUAAUUCAGCUCAAAAGUUUAGUAGAAUCGUUGGAUGAGAAACUGAAGAAAGUUGGCUUCUGCUGGGUCGAUAAAACAGGUUUGAAAAUAUACUUGAUAUUUUCUGGAUUUGUUUUUUUCAUAGGUCAAAUAGUGCAAAAGCAGAAGGGAACGAUCCGAGUGAACUGCGUCGACUGCUUGGACAGGACCAAUCUUGUUCAGGUUUUCGUUUUGAAGGGUUUAUCUCAAUCGACGUGAUUGGAAAAGCGGUGGUCGCAAUUGAAAUGGCUCGACGUGUUUCGGUUGGAAUUUGUUAUCCAGAUGAAUUGAACUGCUUUUCAUAUAGCCCAUUCCGCGCUAGCUUGUCACCAUUUUUUGGCCAAAAGAACCGUUUACCAAACUAGAUCGAUUUGAUCCCACUUCGAAUCAAGGAUUUUGUUUUUUGCGUCCUUUUUAGCAGUUUUGUAGAGCAAAAGAUUUUAAUCACGGUGGUUUUUUUUUAUCCGCUGUUCUUUUGAAACUUGACCGUCUUGUGCGGAACGUACUAUAUAGUUAUUUUUGAUAAUAGGCUCUCUAAUGAGAAUAAAUAACGAGUAGUUUUUUCAAAGAAGUUUUCGGCUGAACUUGAUCUUCCACAAAGCCUCAAAUUUUUCACUACUCGAUUUUAAUCACAGGCUCUAGAUAUUCAGGCAAUUGGUCAUAAAAGUUUAGUGUUGCCAGUCCAAAUAUAUUUCAAGAUUAUUUUAAUCAUGUUUUUUUCAAAUUGAAGGGAGUCAUAUCGCAGUACGUGUGUCUGCGACAAGCCCAACGUCUCGGAAUUUUCGGGCCUCUGAGCGAUCCUCCAGAAUCUCUCAUCAAAAUCGUGCAGGCUCUUUGGGCCGACAACGGAGAUGCUAUUUCGACUCAAGUUUUUUUUUUCUGCGGGGGGACGUAUAUUGCAACCUAAUAAAAAAAAAACCUAAAAAAAAGAUAAAAGUGCACAACAUCCGACAGUGUGAAUUUUAUGCUAUACGUCGCGCGAAAAGAAAGUGCCCAGGCGUUUGUGAACAUUUUCAAACUUCUAUGUUGGGUGUUUCGCCAAUAUUAAUGAACCCUUGGCAUAGAAUGUCAGACCUACCCAGCGAAGAACCUUUUUUCCCGAGAAACAGUUUGAAGAAAAGUAUUCCUCGAAACCAUCACCUUUUACAGUACGCCGGCACGGCCGCACUCAAAGGUGACGUCACCAGGAGCGGAGAACGCAAAUUUGCGGGAAUGGUCAAGGACGGCUACAACAGUGCGUCACGGUACUACUUGAACAUCGCCCGAGAUGCCGCUCGACAGAGGGCGAUCAACGCCGUCACCCGUCAGACGGAUUCUGGUGAGAAGCCCAGAAGGACAGGAUGACGUCGUCUUGCAGUACCACAAACUAGCGAACCUUCUUCGGACAGCGAAGAGGAGGAGAAUCUGGCUCGCCUCGUUUCAGAAACCGUUCAGUUCCUGGUCCCGCAGCAGAACAUCGUCGUCGGUGAGUCUAAGCCGUCUCCUUCUCAAAUGGAAAACCAUUCAGCCGGCUGGGGACUCGUCAACGCUUGCAACGAAGGAGAUGACGUCGACACUGUCGUCACGCUGACAAAGUUUCUUUGUAAUUCGUUGGAAAUAAUACGGCUUCUGGCUCAGAAACAAGCUCUAUGUGACGACGUACGAACUCGACAGCGAAACCAUGUCCGACGUGCAGAUUAUGAGUCUCGAGGACAUUGUCAGCAUCGAGGUUUCCAAGAGUCACAAUAUCCUCAACUCGCUGUUUCAGGUCGGCAGAGCCUCAUCGAAGCCUUGCGUCCGUCUGAAGUCCACCACGGAGACGUUCAUCUGGAGGCCUUCGAAGAUUCGGCUGUUCAACAACGUCGCUCUGCGGCUUAAAAGUGACGAGGACACCAGCGAGUACAUUUCCUCCGUUGCUGAACAGGUUAUUUUUUUUUCUAUUAUUUGUUCUCUUCUCAAGGUUUUCUUUAGAUAAACGUCGCUAAAAACAUGCAUACAGGUUUCGACGAGUCGGUCAAUUAUUUAACAGUCCCUAUAUCGUUACCAAAGAAGUGAGUAUUUCCCAUUUCUAAAUUCAAUAAAAAAAAAAAAUUUUUGAAGAAGAUAUUCUGCCUUGGGUUCAAUGCUCACUAGGAUGACUGGAAAACUAUCCUCAGGUGAUAUAAUCAUGAAAGUACCGUUUGAAAUUCGAAUUAUUUUCAGACAAAACACUGCGAGCAUCUGCCUCGCAACCGACAAACAUCGGUGAAGUGAAAGAGGUCGAAGUCUCUGGCAGCGCCAACAAGGUACUGAGGAAAAGUCCGCGAAAAAAAAAAUUCAAUACGAUUCAGGCGGAUGAUUUCAUGAAAAAACUACUCAACCGGAAGAACGAAGAACCGGUUGACCCGUUCGCCCAACUCCGGUCAUCUAUCCCAAACUCUCAAUCAGUCAUAAUGCUUUUGUGA